AUGGCCCGGCUGAAGCUGUUCUCCUGGUUCAAGAACGGCAAGCCGUUCCACUGGCAGGUGUACGACAAGCGGAUGUCGAAACAGCCCGACCGGGGUACCCUGGUGAUCACCUCACCUAGCGACGAGGACAUAGGAGCGUACCAGUGCAAAGCGACCAACGAGCACGGCACGGCUACGUCCAACUCCGUGCACGUCCGGAAGUCGGACCUGAACUCGUUCAAGGUGGCGCCACCGGUCACCAUGUCAGCUAACGAGGGAGAGCCGAUAGUGCUCAACUGCGAGCCGCCGGAGGGCUACCCGGCGCCCCUGGUGCACUGGAUGUACCAGGGUGACGGCGGCUCUCUGUCGAGCAUCAACUCCUCUCGGAAGACGGUGGACCCUUUCGGAAACCUGUGGUUCAGCAACGUGACCCUGAAGGACGCCAGCGAGGGCUUCGUCUACGCCUGCUCGGCCACGUCACCCUUCCGGAGCGAGUACAAAGUCGGUAACCGCGUGAGUCUGAACGUGCUGCGCACGGGCAGCGUCAGCUCCAAGAACAAGCGGCAGCCGACGGAGCAGUACGUAUCGCCCAAGAACAUCGCAGCCAUCAAGGGCAGCACAGUCGAGAUCUGGUGUAUCUACGGCGGAACGCCGCUGCCACGCACCCAGUGGCAAAAAUCCAACGGGCCGCUAGACCUUAGCGACGGACGCAUCAAGAUGAACAACUUCGGAAAGUCGCUGGUGAUCCGGAAUGUGGACUUUAGUGACGAGGGCGAGUACGUGUGCACGUCCAGUAACGGCGUGGGCACGGCGCAGACACGCUCCUUCAAACUGCGCCUCGAGUCCGUGCCCGAGUUCACCAAAGAGCCCGAGGUGAAGAACGCUGCCGAGGGCGAGACGGUGGUGUUCGAGUGUGACGCCGUCGCCGUGCCCAAACCGGACAUCAAGUGGACGCACAACGGCCUGCCGCUGAGCGAGGCCGAGCCCAACCCGCGCCGCAUCGCCACCCCCAACAAGAUCACCAUCCGCGACCUGCGCAAGUCGGACACGGGCAACUACGGCUGCAACGCCACCAACAACAACGGCUAUGUCUACAAGGACGUGUACGUGAACGUGUUGGAGCUGCCGCCGGAGAUCGUGAAGCGGCCGCAGGACGUGGCCACGGUGCAGGGCACGGACGUGGAGAUGGUGUGUGAGGUGUUCGGCGCGCCUCUCCCGGAGGUGAAGUGGCUCUACGGAGGGGAGGACGGUGACGAGAGGACAGGGGGACGGUUCCAGACCGCUCCAGACGGCACGCUCACCAUCAAGCGCGUCUCCUCGUCGGACGCCGGUACCUACAUGUGUCUGGCCACCAGCCGACUGGGCAGCGACCAGGCAGAGGGAACGCUCGUCGUGAAAGAGCCGACCAAGAUCACACAGGGCCCGGAGGACUACCAGGUGGUGGCUGGCAACUCCGCCACGUUCCGGUGCACUGCCACUGUCGACCCGACCCUGGAGCUGAGCAUUGACUGGCUGGCCGACGGCGUACCCAUCAACUUUGAGACUGAGCCGAGGUUCAUCCAGACCUCGGACAACUCGCUGACCAUUACCAAGACGACCGAGCUCGACUCGAAGCGCUACACAUGUGUGGCCUCGACGGAGCUGGACAGUGCAGAGUCCAACGCUACGCUCAAGGUCGAGGACGUACCCAACGCGCCCGUCUUCAAACACGCCACCUGCAGGGAGCGUAGCGCCGACGUCGAGUGGGCCCCGAACGGCGACAACCGGGCGCCGAUCCUGCGCUACAUAAUCCAGUACAACACCAGCUUUACCCCCGACACCUGGGUGGAGGCGGCCGAGACCAAGAGCUCCGACAACAGCUACGUGGUGUCGCUGAGUCCGUGGUCCAACUACACCUUCCGAGUGAUUGCCGUCAACCGCGUGGGACCGUCCCUGCCGUCCGGCCACUCGGAGGUGUGCACGACGCCGAAAAAUCUGCCCGAGAAGAACCCGGAGAAUGUGGAGGGUCGCGGCACGGAGCCCGACAACCUGGUUAUCCGCUGGACGCCGAUGUCUGAGAUCGACCACAACGCGCGCAAGUUCCGCUACCGCGUCUACUGGAAGCGUAACGACACGGAUGACGAGUGGAACCAGGAGGUGGUGACCGACUGGCGCCGCAGCCACCUGCUGAUCCCCAACCAACCCACCUACGUGCCGUAUCGGAUACGGGUGGAGGCACAGAACGAGCUGGGCGAGAGCAAGGUCUCGCCCGUGGAGGUGAUCGGAUACUCCGGAGAGGACGUACCGACGGCGGCGCCAACUAAUUUCCGUCUGGUGCAGAUCCACGACGGCAAGCGAGCCACCUUCUCCUGGGACCCGGUGGACAACAGCACCCUGCGCGGAGAGUUCCUCGGUUACCGGAUUCAAACAUGGACGGAGAGUGAAGGACGCGAAAAGAUGCGCAAAAUGUCCUUCGAGUCGACGGCCACCAAGGGCCUGGUGGACAAGUUCAAGCCUCACGCGCGCAACAAGGUGCAGAUUCUGGCGUUCAACCGGGCCUACGAGGGUCCGCCCAGCGAGGUGAUCACCUUCAACACGCCAGAAGGACGACCCAGCGCCGUGGACUCUCUGGAGGCCAUCCCGAUGGGCUCAUCUGCCUUCUUCCUCAUCUGGAAGAAGCCUCUCGAGCCGAACGGCAUCCUGACCGGCUACAAGAUCCAGUACCAGACGGUGCAGAACCUGACCAUGGGCCCCCUGCUGGACCGCACGCCGCAUAUCGACGAUCCGCGCGUCACGCGGGCCAAGCUGGCUACUCUGAAGCCGUCGACCAAGUAUCGGAUCCACGUGCGCGCGCUGACGGCCGCCGGAGAGGGAGAGGCGUACUUCAUUGAGCGCACCACGCGCGACCCGAUGCCCCGCCCGCCGGACCGUCCCAGUCUGGUCUGGUCACACGUGCCCAAUGACGACGGCACCGAGGGGAACAACCUGAAGAUCACCUGGCUGCCCAACACGCAGGGCCGGCCGGGCUCGCACUUUUUCGUCCAGUACCGCCGACACGGAGAGAGCGACUUCCAGAAGACCCCGCCCGAGUACUACAACGAUAGUAUCGUGCUGCGGGACCUGGAGCCCGGAAUGGUGUACGAGAUCAGGACUGUGUCCGUGGACGGCGUCUACUACCAGGCCUCGGAUAUUGAGGAGGUGGAGACCUACUCUCCGAACGCUCCGUACGCUCGUCCCGUCGAGUCCGUCCACACCUCGGGCUGGUUCAUCGCCAUGAUGCUGGCCGUGGCACUGCUGCUUCUGAUCCUGGUCCUGGUCUGCAUCGUGCGCCGCAACCGCGGAGGAAAAUACGACGUUCAGGACCGCGAGAUCGCGCACGGGAGAGGAGACCUCUACCCGGAGGAUGGCUUCCAGGAGUACCAGCAGCCGCUGGAGGCGAAGAUGCCUCCGGGCGGUCGCGGCAGCGUCAGCUCGGACGUCAAACACCCGCACGAGAGUGACACGGACUCCAUGGCAGAGUACGGCGACGACCCGGCAGGCCGUUUCACCGAGGACGGCUCGUUCAUUGGUCAGUACGGCGCACAGAAGCGCAAAGGCUCGCCGCCCACGGGUGCCGCCUACGUCUAGUGAACGAUGAACGUCUCCGGGGAGAACUGCCGGCCUCGCGGGCACCAGGAGAGGGCGAAAUUCUCGCGAAAUUGCGCGGAAAUCGUGCGGAAAUCGCUCGCGUUUCGUGCGUAAGUCGUGCGAGACUGUGCUGCUGCGUGGCGUGGUGGGAAAGUGCUGGUGUUCGGAGGGGUGAGAAAGGACAGGAAAGGGCCGCAGAGGGGCCAGAAAACUGAUCUGAUCUGAUUUGAAAGAUCGUGCGUCCCAUCACUAGAUCUGAGAUUGAUUGAUCUGAGGCACCGAUGAUCUGAUGUCACGUCUAAGAUCUGAGAUGAAGGAUCUGAGACGAAGCGUCUACCCCGGGAUCUGAAGACGCGGAGAGAGAGAGAAAGAACGAUAGCAUUCCUGUGCGCUAUUUUACCGACCGCUUCUGCCGUACCCGUGCCGGCCUCGCGGCGCGGUCGCUGGCUGCGCCUGGCAGUGUUUCUGUGCAGCUAUGAUUGUUUCCGGCGCCGCUGCCGGGGCGUGACGCCUCCCGAUCAUGCCAGAUCAUGUCAUUCCUGUCUGGGCGAGCCUGUACAUACAUAUAUUCCACACACAUAUGCAUACCGCCACGUCGAGCGCCGCCAGAAGAGAUCUCCGGUGGUCGCGCUGGCACCGUUAUCGUAGCUCGUGACAAAGAUUGGCCAUUAGUACUUUUGGACCAUUAAGCAUUUGAGUUCUAUUCAGGCUUCGUCAUUAUCAUUUGAAUGUGUUCGUCUUUUUAUGACAGGCUCACGACUUCUGGCGCUGUGGAGCUGCACUUUUUACGGCGAACGGCAGCCAGCCGUCCCUUCGUGAGCGAGAGAGUUUAUAUUUAGUGAUGGCGUCGGUUUCGUGUUUUGUUGGUUAGUCCGUUACAUUAUCAAUUUUCCAUUUUUGGUAUGUCGGGCUCAGCAUGAUUUGGCUGAGCGUAUGUGUGUUGAUACAUUUGUAAACGAGGCGCGUGUUAAGUGCCUAGAGCGUUAGUUCUUCCGCGCGAGUCGGACAGGGUUCGGUCGGGGCUUGGCUGCCGCAGCCGCACCGUCGCUACGUCAGCGUUUGGCCGCUGUUUCGCUCACCGUUUCCGGCUAUCUGCACACUGUGUUCUCUUGUGUCGUUCGACGCGCGCGAUCCGCCCCGUUCAGUAUGUAGGUGUGAGAGUGACGUGCGUAUUUUGAUGUCAAAUAAACACAGUCCGAACGCCAA
Messenger RNA from Amphibalanus amphitrite, 4791 nucleotides. Its product is annotated as neuroglian-like. The record is from RefSeq and is a predicted model, not a curated record. Lineage: Eukaryota; Metazoa; Arthropoda; Thecostraca; Balanomorpha; Balanidae. Gene Ontology annotation, biological process: cell-cell adhesion. Gene Ontology annotation, molecular function: protein binding. Bases 1 to 3585 code for a protein of 1194 amino acids. The transcript has 18 exons.